Molecule: messenger RNA, 1425 nt
Organism: Akanthomyces muscarius
Lineage: Eukaryota; Fungi; Ascomycota; Sordariomycetes; Hypocreales; Cordycipitaceae
Exons: 6
Coding region: 1-1425 (474 amino acids)
Biological process (GO): transmembrane transport
Cellular component (GO): membrane
Molecular function (GO): transmembrane transporter activity
Source: RefSeq, a predicted model, not a curated record
AUGAAUGAGAAAAUAGAGAGCCCGACGGUCCAGGAGGUCCCGGCAGACGUGCCGACUCCGACUCGGGUCGUUGACUGGACCAUCGAGGAAGAGAAAAAGGCAAAGCGCAAACUCGAUCUGAUCAUCAUGCCCAUUCUGACUCUUGGAUUCUUCUGUCUCCAGCUCGACCGGGGCAACAUGGCCAACGCCAUCACCGACAACUUCAUGCGCGACGUCGGCAUCAACCAGGACCAGUUCAACGUCGGCCAGCAGAUGCUCUCCCUCGGCAUCGUCCUCACCGAGAUCCCCGCCAACAUGGUCCUCUACCGCGUCGGCCCGGGCAAGUGGCUCACCCUGCAGCUCUUCCUCUUCGGCACCGUCAGCGCCUUCCAGGCCUUCCAGCGCGGCUACGGCGCCUUUGUCGCCACGCGCUUCCUCCUCGGCAUCACCGAGUCGGGCUUCAUCCCCGGCGGGCUCUGGACGCUGUCGACGUGGUACACGCGGACGGAGACGGCCAAGCGCGUCAUGGUCUUUUACUUUGGCAACCAGAUCGGGCAGGCGAGCGCCAAGCUGCUGGCGUUUGGCAUACUGCACAUGCGCGGCGUGGGCGGGCAGCCGGGCUGGUUCUGGCUCUUUGCGCUCAUGGGCGCGUUUACGGUGCUGAGCGGCUUCGUGUUUGGCUUUUGCCUGCCGGACUCGUUUCGGAACCCGAGGAGCACGUUUCUGCCAAAGUAUGAGUGGUUCACGCCGCGGGAGAUUCAUAUCCUGCAGACGAGGGUCUUGAUUGAUGAUCCGAUGAAGGGACAUAAAAAGACAAAGAUUCCUCUUGCUGCCUUUAAGAGAGCUUUUCUCGACUGGCGUAUUUGGAUUCACUUUCUGAUUACGCUUUGCAACAAUGGGCCCCAGCGAGCGUUCGAUACGUAUGCACCGUCCAUCGUGACCAGCUUUGGCUACACCGGGUUGAGCAGCAAUGCCCUGGCCGCCGUCGGUCUGUUCUUGCAGGUGCCUGUAUCCUUCGCCUUUAGCUGGUUUUCCGACAAAUUUAAUCGCCGGGGCGAAACCGUCAUGGUCGGCAUGUUUGGCCAUUUGCUCGGCUACAUCCUCAACCGCGCCUUUACCCAGGUCAACUCGCGCGGCGUGCGCUACUUUGGCGUCAUCUGGACGCAAAUGUUUGGCACGUUUUCGCAUCCGCUCAACAUUGCCUGGCUGUCGCUGACGUGCCACGACUCGGAGCAGCGCGCUCUUGCCAUGGCUGGUGUUAUUAUGAAUGCUAAUAUCGCCGGCAUCUACGGAGCCCAGAUAUUCCGCAGCGACGACAAGCCGCUGUAUAGACGAGGCUUUAGCGUCGCCAUUGCCAUCUUGUGCUUUGGAUUUGUGCUGGCGACUGCUCGCUGGCUGGAAGAGAAGAUACGGCUGCGCAGAAAGCGAAGGAGUGCGGCGGCAUAA